AUGAAUAAGGAUGUAGAAGAAAAAAUAAGGGAGAGAAUCAAAUCGCAGUAUCCAUUUCCCCCAUAUUAAUCCUAACUUGAUUUGUCUAAAGAUAUUUACGUGAGUUUGGCAUAAGGAACUAAAGUUUCUAUUUUUGAAUCUCCAACAGGAACAGGAAAGAGUUAUGCGUUAAUUGAGGGAGCUUUGAAUUAUUUAGAGGAUAUCAAGUCAAAUACAUUAAUCAAAGUAAAAUAGAAAUGUUAAAUUGAUGAUGGCAUGCCAGAUUGGUUUAAUGAACCAGACGUUGAGCUAAAGUUAAAUCCUUUAAGGAAACCUAAUGAAAACAAACAAUAGAAAAAACAUGUUAAAUUAGUAGAUGAUGAUGCUAUAUUUGAUUAUUCAAGUAGUGAAGAAACACAAAUUAAUUUGAGAGGAUAGUCAUUGAAUGAUAAGAUAAUCUAUUGUAGUCGUACUCAUUCUUAAUUGAAACAAUUUAUUAAUGAAAUUAGAAGAUCUAAACAUAAAGUUAGAGUUUCAACGAUUGGAUCUAGGUAGCAACUAUGUGUCAAUUAAUCAAUCUUAAGUAAGGCAAAUAACAAUGUUAAUAAAUUAAAUCAUCUUUGUAAAAGUCAUAAAAAGUAGUGUUCUUAUUACAAGUCUUUAGAUACUUUGGAGUAAUAUACAUAAGAAAUAUUUGACAUAAAUGAUUUACUCACUGCGAGUAAGAAGUGUCAAUCAUGUCCUUAUUAUGCAGCCAAGGAAUUGUCAUUACAAGCUGAUAUUAUUUGCACUCCUUAUUAGUUGUUGAUGGAAUCAAUAGAUUAAUAUAUUGAACCUAUAAUAAUUGUAGAUGAAGCCCAUAAUUUUGGUUCAGCUCUUUUACAAACUGAAUCAUGCGAAGUAUCCUUAAGCUAAUUAAAUAUUAUUGUUGGGGGGUAUUGA
This is a messenger RNA of Paramecium tetraurelia, 921 nucleotides long. RefSeq lists its product as uncharacterized. NCBI's taxonomy places the organism in Eukaryota, Ciliophora, Oligohymenophorea, Peniculida, Parameciidae. Gene Ontology annotation, molecular function: hydrolase activity, acting on acid anhydrides, in phosphorus-containing anhydrides; ATP binding; DNA binding. Gene Ontology annotation, cellular component: nucleus. The record is from RefSeq and is a predicted model, not a curated record. Gene Ontology annotation, biological process: establishment of sister chromatid cohesion. The transcript is spliced from 3 exons.